This is a messenger RNA of Juglans microcarpa x Juglans regia, 995 nucleotides long. RefSeq lists its product as uncharacterized. The coding region runs from base 268 to 774 and encodes 168 amino acids. The transcript has 2 exons. NCBI's taxonomy places the organism in Eukaryota, Viridiplantae, Streptophyta, Magnoliopsida, Fagales, Juglandaceae. The record is from RefSeq and is a predicted model, not a curated record.
CUACCCGGAGAAAGGUCACCUUCUUCAUUUCUUAUUCGACCGCUCUUUUGCAGUCCCUCUCUCUCUCUCUCUCUCCCUCUCUCAACUGCUUCGCAUCGGCUCCAUCUGCGAUAUCCGAAUUAAGAACUCGAUUCGUUCAAGUUACCCGGAUCGGUGAUCAAACUUUGGUCACCUCUCUUCACUCUGGGGAACCGUAGCUUCGAAGAGGUGGUUCUCACCGUCACGGUCACAGGCACGAUCGCAGUGAUCUUCUGCUUAGAACAUCAAAUGGAGGAGAAGCCCACGUCUGUCAAAGACGGAUAUCUGAACAGAAAUCACCACAACAUUUCCUUUUCUUCCUCCUGUCCUAAUCCCUCUCGGAGGGAUGUUUCUUAUAGCUGUGGUUCUUGUGGGUAUGAACUGAACCUAAGCUCUGGCGAUCGGAACACCUCAACCAUUGGCUCAAAAUACGGGAAAUCUAUAAAGACAGGGAUCAUAUCUUUCUUUUAUAUUGACGAGAGCAGAUUUACUCAGGUUGAUGAAAUCCAAUGCAUACCCCACUUUUCUAAGCACUCUUGGGGUUUGAUCCGCCGGAGAACCAAACUUCUUUGCCGCAAGUGUGCUAACCCGAUUGGAAUUGCUUGCAAUGAUAGUACGUCAUUGCACCCUCUUGUAACUGAUGCAUCCGACUCUUCCUCUGGCAAUGAAGUUUCAAGUGGAAGAAAAUAUGACAUCAAAAUCCGUGCCUUACAGCCUUCAUCUUCUGAAGAAAAUGGUACACCGUUUUUCACGUGACAUGCUCGGCAGCUCGAGCAAGCUUGUUUUAUAUGUUCUUUUCUUGUCGAAGAAAUAUCUGCAGCAACCAAGCCUAGAAAUUUCCUGUAAGCCUAUUUAUCUAAAGGUGGUGUUGUCUUUGUAUUGUAUUUGUUUGGUGUUUUCCCCUCUUAUCUGUAUGCUUACAUGUACAUAACAGUUUCUAAUAACUGAAUUAUAAAGAAAAUGGUGCUUAAACUGAA